UCCGGAGGAUUUACCGGAGAACCGGGAGGGUUUAACGGCCUCAGGAGACACCGGGACACCGGGGGAAGACAGUAGGACACCGGGGGAAGACACCGGGAUGGCGGGAUCCGGGAAAACAAUCUUCGUUCAGAAACCGAAAGGAAGAGAGAGAUGUCACAUUUGUCAGCAAUGUGACAAAUCGUUUACAAUAUCUGGAAAUUUAAAGCUCCACCUGCUUAUUCACACUGGAGAAAAACCAUACAGCUGUGAAGAGUGUGGGAAAACGUUCCCUACAUCAAGUACUCUCAAAGCACAUCAUCGUAUUCACACUGGAGAAAAACCGUACAGCUGUGAAGAGUGUGGGAAAACAUUCCCUACAUCAAGUACUCUCAAAGCACAUCAUCGUAUUCACACUGGAGAAAAACCGUACAGCUGUGAAGACUGUGGGACAACUUUCACUCAAUCAGGUGCUCUCAAAUCACAUCAACGUAUUCACACUGGAGAAAAACCGUACAGCUGUGAAGAGUGUGGGAAAACAUUCACUCAAUCAGGUACUCUCAAAUCACAUCAACGUAUUCACACUGGAGAAAAACCGUACAGCUGUGAAGAGUGUGGGAAAACGUUCCCUACAUCAGGUGCUCUCAAAGCACAUCAUCGUAUUCACACAGGAGAAAAACCGUACAGCUGUGAAGAGUGUGGGACAACUUUCACUCAAUAUGGUGCUCUCAAAUCACAUCAACGUAUUCACACUGGAGAAAAACCGUACAGCUGUGAAGAGUGUGGGAAAACAUUCAUGAAGUUAGCUAAUUUUCAAAGACAUCAUCGUAUUCAUACUGGAGAAAAACCGUACAGCUGUGAAGAGUGUGGGAAAACGUUCACUAGAUCAGGUGAUCUCAAAGUACAUCAUCGUAUUCACACAGGAGACAACCCGUACAGCUGUGAAGAGUGUGGGAAAACAUUCACUUCAUCAGUUGCUCUCAAAAUACAUCGACGUAUUCACACUGGAGAAAAACCGUACAGCUGUGAAGAGUGUGGGAAAACGUUCACUCAAUCAGGUGAUCUCAAAUCACAUCGACGUAUUCACACGGGAGAAAAACCGUACAGCUGUGAAGAGUGUGGGAAAACGUUCACUACAUCAGGUUCUCUCAAAUCACAUCAACGUAUUCACACUGGAGAAAAACCGUACAGCUGUGAAGAGUGUGGGAAAAAAUUCACUCAAUCACAUCAUCUCAAAGCCCAUCAACGUAUUCACACGGGAGAACAACCGUACAGCUGUGAAGAGUGUGGGAAAAUGUUCAGAACAUCAAGUGAACUCAAAAAACAUCAACGUAUUCACACAGGAGAAAAACCGUACAGCUGUGUAGAGUGUGGGAAAAUGUUCAGAACAUUAAAUGCUCGCACAAAUCAUCACCGUGUUCACACAGGAGAAAAACCAUAUUGGUGUGAAGAGUGUGGGAAAAUGUUCGCGACCUCAAGUAGACUCACAGACCAUCAUCGUGUUCACACAGGAGAGAAACCGUACUGCUGUGAAGAGUGUGGGAGAACUUUCACUACAUCAAGUAAUCUAAAAAAACAUCAACGUAUUCACACAGGAGAGAAACCGUACAGCUGUGAAGAGUGUGGGAAAGCGUUCACUCAAUUAGGUCAUCUCAGAAUACAUCAAGUUAUUCACACUGGAGAAAAACCGUACAGCUGUGAAGAGUGUGGGAACACUUUCACUACAUCAAGUGCUCUAAAAGCACAUCAACGUAUUCACACUGGAGAAGAACCGUAUUGGUGUGAAGAGUGUGGGCAAACUUUCUCUAGAUCAAGUGCUCUCAAAAUACAUCAACGUAUUCAUACUGGAGAAAAACCGUACAGCUGUGAAGAGUGUGGGAAAACGUUCACUACAUCAUAUCAUCUAAAAAAACAUCACCGUAUUCACACUGGAGAAAACCCGUACAGCUGUGAAGAGUGUGGGAAAACGUUCACUACAUCAUAUGGUCUCAAAAAACAUCUACGUAUUCACACGGGAGAAAAGCCAUACUGGUGUGAAGAGUGUGGGGAAACAUUCACUGCAUCAGGUAGACUCCAAAGACAUCAACGUGUUCACACUGGAGAUAAACCAUAGUGGUGUUAAGAGUGUGAGAAAACAUUUUCUCAAAGUAUUCACCUUAACCUGUUAAGCACUGAGCCUGUUU
Molecule: messenger RNA, 2159 nt
Organism: Trematomus bernacchii (emerald rockcod)
Lineage: Eukaryota; Metazoa; Chordata; Actinopteri; Perciformes; Nototheniidae
Product: zinc finger protein 850-like
Exons: 4
Coding region: 98-2089 (663 amino acids)
Biological process (GO): negative regulation of transcription by RNA polymerase II
Molecular function (GO): DNA-binding transcription repressor activity, RNA polymerase II-specific
Source: RefSeq, a predicted model, not a curated record